Messenger RNA from Anastrepha obliqua, 733 nucleotides. It is a transcript of the gene JTBR, whose product is annotated as protein JTB. NCBI's taxonomy places the organism in Eukaryota, Metazoa, Arthropoda, Insecta, Diptera, Tephritidae. Gene Ontology annotation, biological process: mitotic cytokinesis. The record is from RefSeq and is a predicted model, not a curated record. The transcript has 2 exons. Bases 111 to 575 code for a protein of 154 amino acids. Gene Ontology annotation, cellular component: centrosome; midbody; membrane.
UAUCAGCUGUUUUUGACGACUCAUUCGAUAACAUUUAUAAACAUUAAAAAACUGCGAAAAUAUUUAUUUAGUGAGCUAUCACACUUAGCAAAUAUUUAUUUAUACUCAAAAUGCUGGAGACCUGCCAAAGACGCCAUAUGCUACUCGGACUCAGCCUGCUGGUGGCUGCAACCGUUGUAGUGCUCAUUAUUGAAUCUCGUUUUCCCGACAGUGAGAAUACUCGCCGUUCGCGUGCACAACAGUUCGUCAUUGAAAACAAUUCCACAUGCUGGCAGCGCGAGGAGUACACCGUUAUUUUGGAAUGCCAUCCAUGCACCGAAUUCGACAUAAUAAGCAAAAGUCUAGGUGUGUGCAUACACACCCACUACAAAGAGGUUCUCCGAUGCAAGAGUGGAGAAACUGUGAUGCGUAGUUGCGAUCGCGUAGCGCUCAUCGAUCAGCGCAAUUUCAUUAAAUUUGAGAUUACUUGCUUUGUAGUAGGCUUUUUUAGUUACUUGAUAUCAUAUGCACGAGAUCGAAUACUGACACGAAGGACACAUCUAAAAAUUGAACGCCAGUUGAACCGGAUGCAUUAAGAGAUUUCCAUUUUGUGGCUUCAUUUUAGAUGGUUGAAAAUAUUUCAAUAGCUAUGUAUUGUAUAAAAAUGUUUGAGACUUUUACACUAAGUUUUCUAAAUUAAGUAUUAGUUAUGUACUCUAAGAAUAAAAUGCGAGAUUGUGUAUGCAGACGAUAA